Messenger RNA from Clonostachys rhizophaga, 4383 nucleotides. The record is from the annotation of a GenBank genome assembly. NCBI's taxonomy places the organism in Eukaryota, Fungi, Ascomycota, Sordariomycetes, Hypocreales, Bionectriaceae.
AUGAGAAAGGAAAUCCUUGAUACGGGUAUCUCCGUGGUCUACGAGCCCCCAGGCAGAGUGCCGAUUGUCGAUGUCGUAAUUGUUCACGGCUUGCAUGGCCAUCCAUACAAGUCGUGGUUGAAAAAGCCGAGUAGCACGACAAAAUCUCUGCAAACCUCCCCAGAGGUCCAAGGGGAUGGGCGCCAGAGCGGGCUGCGCAAGCUGAGCUGGAAGUCAGCCAAGAGCACGCCUGUGGAUGAUAAUGAGAAGCCAGUACUCAAAGACACAUUGGGUGGUGUUGAUUCUGAAUCGGAGCCCAUCUUUUGGCCUCAAGAUCUACUGCCAAGUGAAUGCCCGGAUGCGAGAAUUCUCGUAUUUGGGUACGAUUCCAAGAUUACGAAAUACUUGUCUGGCCCGGCAAACAAGGGCUCCUUACUUGCUCAUGGCAAGGAUCUUCUAUUCUCCCUAAUUAGAGAGAGACUUGUUGGUCGCCCCCUGGUAUUUGUGGCUCAUAGUCUUGGGGGAAUUGUCGUCAAAGAGGCACUUGCUCGGUCGUCGAUUUCCUCGGAUUUGGCACUCAAGGAUGUUGUCAAGUCUACCGCUGCAGUCAUGUUCCUUGGUACACCCCAUCGCGGAAGUCCAGAUCUUGCGGCCCUUGGUGAAUACGUACGGUCGAUCGCCAGCACACUCGGGAUCGAUACGAGUCCUGCCCUUCUCGAUACUCUAGGCCUGAAAACAACCGAUUUGGAACGCGCCCAGGAGUCCUUCUCAGCAAUCUGGCAAGAAUAUGACUUUCAGGUCAAGACAUUCCAGGAAGGGCUUCCAGUGGUAAAGCUAGGCCUCGGUGCUCUGACUACCAAGAUCGUCCCAGACUACUCUUCUACCUUAGGAGACCAUCGUGAGCGUGCUGAGACAUUGCAGGCAAAUCAUAACGAGCUAUGCCGUUUUUCUGGUGAUAAGGAUCCGAACUACCGGAAAGUCGCUGGAGAGUUCCGUUCGAUAUACAUCUCGAUUCAGAAACUACGGGAGAAGACAGCCCAUGAGGAAAACCACAAGCAGCUUGUACAGCCCCAAUUCCAGGACCUUCCCUCAAUUCAAAGGAUGCAACUGCCCGGAGAUGAUCAUCUAAGCGAUGAGGAGACCAGAGCACUCCAGUGGCUAUGGUCUCCAGGCCUUCAUGCCAGAUAUCACGGAAUCGGAAGACCGGCGGCUAGAGAUCAAGAGGGUUUAACGUACACUACCGUCUGGGAUGAAGAGGACUUUCAGUCGUUCUUCUACUUGGCGUUUACUCAACCUGGGUCCAAGAGCUUGUUCAUUUUUAUUGAUGCCCUCGACGAGUGCCACGCAGAUAGUGUGCGGCAGCAGGCCUACUUUUGGCGCGACGCAACAAUGACAGCACGCGAGAACGGGGUCAGCCUCAAUGUAUGCAUUUCUAGCAGACACUUCCCUUCCAUCACUCUGAGCAAUUGCCCCGAGAUAGUCAUUGAAGACCACAACCAAGACGACAUCACCAUAUUCGUGGAACAGAAAUUCCAGCUCGGGAUAGCGGCAGAUGCAGAUCAAUGGGCAACCCUGAGAGAUCGUAUUCUAGAAAAAUCGGCUGGCAUCUUUCUCUGGGCAGUCCUUGUUGUUGAGGAGGUUCUGCGGAAAUGGGAUGAAGGACAAGGUUUCAACGUCUUGGACCACAGACUGGAUCUCAAUCUGAUUGGAGACGGACAUCUAUCUAUCAUGCACUCGUGCCUUGACUACCUCAACAUUAUGGAGCUCGAUGCUUUGAUUCAAGCUAGAGCACGAGCCAAAGAAGGCCGAGUCGAAGCUACAAAGAGAACACAAGCAACGCACCAAUCCCGCCCAGCGAACCCAGCCCCGAAGAUCAGCUAUCCUGGCGCCGAGUAUUCAGCUCAGGGGGAUCUCGAUAACGAAGCAUCCAAUGGCAAGCCUGUAUUAGAAGCACUCGUCGCCUCUAGUGAACCCGACGGAGAGCCUGAUAUCACCCGAUGGCUCGAAGUAAGCCAGGCGGCUAUCGAAGAUGCGUCACCCUCAGCGUCUGUGGCCGAUUCAUACGAUUCCAGAGUUGAGAAGCCCGGUCUCGACCCAGCUUUCGUCAUAACGCCGGAGGCAGGCCUGGAGGGUGACUUCCGCGUAGACAAUAACCCAUUCGCCUUCUCCCCGGGACAGCUUAAUAUGCUAAUGUACCCAAAAUCACUCAAUGUAUUUUCCACUCUAGGCGGCCUUGAUGGGAUUGUUUGUGGGCUGCAGUCGGACACAACGGCAGGACUGAGUGUUGACGAAACCACAGUCCUAGGGACUGUCAGCUUCGACGAAGCUACCACCCCUAAGGCGGAGCAGCGCAGUUCUGCAAGUCGCGCAUAUAUCAGCUCAGCACAACCUUUUGAAGAUCGUAUCCGCGUGUUCAAGAGCAAUGUUCUUCCCCGCAACAAGACUCCGCCGUGGUGGUACUUCACACAUACAAAAAACAGGAGAAGUUGGGCUAUGCUGUCCGUUCCAGCCAUUAUUGCUCUAGUGCUGGGGGUGUAUCAGACUGUAAUCGAUGACGAUAUCUCCAGGAGAGGUUUCUCGACAAGCCAUGAGGCAACUGUUGUUGGCGGUCGUUUUAGUUCUACGGAGCUAUAUAAAAUAAACUCAUCGGCUGGACGCUCUCUAUGGAAGCCAGAAAUUAAUCCUGCCCUUCGCCAAGCUUUGAUUGAGGCUAUAUCUGUUACUUCCUCGGCCUAUCAGAGUGACGCGCAUAUGGGAAAUACCUUUGUCGGAUCGAAAAUAGAAGUCGCAUUGCUUCGGUUUGCGGAUGCUCACCUCGGGCUGCAAAACCUAGAAGAAGUCAGGUCCAACGUGGAAACUGUCCACAGGAUGGCAUUCAGCCCCUCUAGGCAAUAUGCUGGGGCUGUUGUCAAGAGGAAUAAUGGGUAUCGACUCUACAUCAUCGGCGCUGCCGACACAGUACUUGGAUGGUGCGAGACUGAAAUCAAUGAGGAGUUUGAGCAGACCCCCCUACAGCAAGGUCGUCGAGAGGCUCAUAUUGAGGCAAUUUCUCAGUAUAGCACUCAGUCGUCUACAACAAUCAGCAUUGCUUACAAGGAUUUCACUCACUGGCCAAUCAGCGGUUUGGAAACCAUCCACGGCAUCAGUAGCGAUAAAGACUCUUCCUUACAUGGCCCUACACUAAUUGGGAUUAUAUCUGUAUCUAAUUCUCUGCGGGAUGGUAUCACAGAUGCAGUAAUGGACGCCCAAAAAGCAGGAAUUAGUGUCCGACUGGUUACUGGGGAGAGUCUUGCCACCGCUCGAGCUAUCGCCUCUGAAUCCGGAAUUCUUACAGAUGGGUUAACUCUUGAAGGCCCGAUCUUCCGUCGCCUCUCUAAAGAAGAAAUGGGCGUGAUCCUCCCGAGGAUACAGAUCCUAGCGAGGGCCUCUCCAGAGGACAAGAGAGCGAUGGUGGGUCGUCUCAAGGAUCUCGGCGAGACUGUGGCUCUGUGUGAUGAUAAUGCUGAGGCUGACGUGGCUUUAAAGAGCGCUAAUGUUAGCUUCUCCAAGGGAAUUUCUGGUACUGAAAUGGCAAAGACUACAUCAAGCAUCAUACUGAUGUAUGAUAGCUUUGAUAUUAUCGUCAAAGCCAUUAGGUGGUCACGAUCUCUGACUGCCGCAGUUCGAAGGUGUAUUCAGUUUCAACUGCCAGGUAUAAUAGCUGUGGUGCUCACAGUAGUCAUCACAGCAGUAGCCGACAAGGACAUGAAACCUACAAUUGGGGCUUCUCAACUGCUCUGGAUCUGUCUUAUUCUAAAUCCUGUCGCGGCUCUUGCUCUAGCCACCAAUACAUCUACUAUCAGGGCCCUAGAUAGCAAACCAGAGUUCAAGCCAUCUCUGAUAACAUCAAAUAUGUGGAAGAUGAUUGUUGGCCAAUCCGUUUAUCAACUUACCGUCACCUUGGUACUCUACUUCAAUGGGCCUCUCAUUCUCGGUUUUGAUACGUCUGAUCUGGCUUUGAAAACUAAGUUGAACACGAUCAUAUUCAACACGUUCUUCUGGAUGCAGAUCUUCAAUGCAUUCAACAGUCGUCGCCUCGACAAUAAGUUGAAUAUCUUUGAAGAUGCCCAUCGAGACAUAUCGUUCAUUGGCAUCAUCUGUCUAGCAGCCGGGAUUCAAGUCGUGAUUAUCCUCUUUGGGUCCGCCGCUUUUCAAACUCGGCCUGGCGGUCUUGAUAACAUAGACUGGGCUAUAUGUGUAGUUACUGCGUCGGUCUCUUUGGUUUGGGGCGGUUUACUACGCCUUGUCCCGGAUCCAUGGAUCUUUAGCAUCAUCAAACCUUUCGAUAAGUUGGUUCAAAAGCUCAGGGGUUUGGUCUGCUCUUCUCGGUCGCCUGAAGGUGAAGACGAAUAUAAUGGCUACUAA